AUGAACAUUUCAUCUAGUACAAUUAGUGAUGUAACCAAAACAACAACAACGGAGCUAAAGGAUGGUUAUGAUUUACCUGUAUAUGGGCUAGCUAAUGGUACUUUUUACAGCAUCCAUGUACCAGCACUUAUUUGUAUAUGUUUCAGCUUUACAUGUGUUAUAUCUGUUAUAACUUAUUCGUUUUACCAUCAGCACAUAUCUACAUUCUUUCAGUGGACAAAAUGCGAACGAUUUGCCGUUUAUAUUGCCAUAUGUGAUGGACUUUUUAAUAUUUCUCAUUUUUCUGACCAUUUGCAUAUAGUUCUUACAAAAGAACUACCAACACCAAAACAUCUGUGUGCUUUCUAUGGAUUUCUGCUUGCGGAAUUUGUCACAGCUCAGAAUUUAUUGGUCAGCAUUGUUGCAAUUAAUGUUUUUGUUUUAGUUUAUUUUCGGAAGAAACUUGACUUUGGAUGCAAGGAUUAUCGACUUCUUGGAUUCAUUUUUGGGGCUCCUGCAUUAGGACUAACAGUAACAGCUGGCUUAGGACAGUUAGGUCCAAAUGGUAGUUUUUGCUUCUUUGAUGGUGUUAAAGGACAGAUAGCCAACUUCAUAUAUACAACUAUUCUACUUUCUGCCAUUACAAUUACCAACAUACUUCUUUACGUCAUUAGCUGGUUUCGUAUUUAUCGGGAAACGAAAGCUAUUAAAAAAUCGCGAAAAUCUUUGAUCGCUUCGCAUAGAGCGGCUAAAACCAUGUCUUUAUUUGUUUUCGCUUUCUUAGUACAGUGGUGGGCCAUGGCAACGUACGGUAUAUGGCAGUGGGUAACGGAUGUUCCACAAACUUUGUUCCAUUUUGUGACAACGUUCUCAAAUUUGGGUGGUGUUCUCAAUGGAAUAGUAUUCAUCAUUAUUGUACGGAGGAAAAGAUACGGAACUGAUUCUUCAAUUAGUAUACAAUAUAUCAAGGAAUCGACUACCGAUAAAACAGUUAAUACGCACAGAAAAUUAAAAAGCGAAGUCUAA
Mytilus trossulus (common blue mussel) is the source of this 1005-nucleotide messenger RNA. RefSeq lists its product as uncharacterized. Gene Ontology annotation, biological process: adenylate cyclase-activating G protein-coupled receptor signaling pathway. NCBI's taxonomy places the organism in Eukaryota, Metazoa, Mollusca, Bivalvia, Mytilida, Mytilidae. The record is from RefSeq and is a predicted model, not a curated record. Bases 1 to 1005 code for a protein of 334 amino acids. The transcript has 2 exons. Gene Ontology annotation, molecular function: G protein-coupled receptor activity. Gene Ontology annotation, cellular component: plasma membrane.